This is a messenger RNA of Malania oleifera, 2068 nucleotides long. Its product is annotated as serine hydroxymethyltransferase, mitochondrial-like. The coding region runs from base 209 to 1765 and encodes 518 amino acids. Gene Ontology annotation, molecular function: pyridoxal phosphate binding; glycine hydroxymethyltransferase activity; serine binding. Gene Ontology annotation, biological process: tetrahydrofolate interconversion; folic acid metabolic process; L-serine catabolic process. The transcript is spliced from 16 exons. NCBI's taxonomy places the organism in Eukaryota, Viridiplantae, Streptophyta, Magnoliopsida, Santalales, Ximeniaceae. The record is from RefSeq and is a predicted model, not a curated record. Gene Ontology annotation, cellular component: cytoplasm.
CCCUUUCGACGGCUAACCAAAUUCAUAGUACUGAAAACUUUAAUAAUAUUUUGGUAAAAAACUCUUGUGUUUUCAGUUUCGCCUUGUUAGUCACUUCCGCCACCAACUCCCACCCCGGCGACGGCUAACCAAAUUCAUAGUACUGAAAACAGAGACAGAACGAGAAAUACUGAAAACAGAGAGAGAGAGAGAAAGAGACGAGGCAGAAAUGUCGAUGGCCACAGCGCUUCGCAGACUCUCCUCCUCCGUGGCGAACCAUCUUCGACCUCUUUCGAAUUGCAGUUCGCGCUAUCACGUGUCUUCUCUGCCGAACGAAGCACCGGACGAGAAGGAUAAAUCUCGUGUUAAUUGGAUAAACCAACUGAAUGCUCCACUCGAGGUCGUGGAUCCGGAAAUCGCCGACAUCAUUGAGCUGGAGAAAGCAAGGCAGUGGAAGGGAUUGGAACUCAUACCGUCAGAGAACUUCACAUCAGUCUCAGUAAUGCAAGCUGUUGGCUCAGUCAUGACGAACAAAUACAGUGAAGGGUACCCUGGUGCUAGAUAUUACGGAGGAAACGAGUACAUUGACAUGGCAGAGUCCUUAUGUCAAAAACGUGCAUUAGAAGCUUUUCAGUUAGAUCCUGCAAAAUGGGGAGUCAAUGUGCAGUCAUUAUCUGGAUCCCCAGCAAACUUUCAAGUUUAUACUGCAUUGUUAAAGCCUCAUGAAAGAAUCAUGUCCCUUGAUCUUCCUCACGGUGGACAUCUUUCACAUGGUUAUCAGACUGACACUAAGAAGAUAUCUGCUGUUUCAAUAUUUUUUGAGACAAUGCCAUACAGAUUGAAUGAGAGCACUGGCUAUAUUGACUAUGAUCAGUUGGAGAAAAAUGCUACACUCUUCAGGCCAAAAUUAAUAGUUGCUGGUGCGAGUGCUUAUGCACGCCUGUAUGAUUAUGCUCGCAUACGAAAGGUCUGUGACAAGCAGAAAGCCAUCAUGUUGGCAGAUAUGGCACACAUUAGUGGAUUAGUUGCUGCUGGAGUUGUCCCAUCUCCAUUUGAAUAUGCUGAUGUUGUGACAACAACAACACACAAGUCACUUCGUGGUCCACGUGGGGCAAUGAUCUUCUUUAGGAAGGGGGUAAAAGAGGUCAACAAACAUGGAAAAGAAGUUUUGUAUGACUAUGAAGACAAAAUUAAUCAGGCCGUAUUUCCUGGACUUCAAGGUGGUCCACACAAUCACACUAUUUCUGGUCUAGCUGUUGCACUGAAGCAGGCGACAACCCCAGAGUACAAGGCCUACCAAGAGCAAGUGCUCCGUAACUGCUCAAAAUUUGCCCAGUGUCUCAUAGAGAAGAGUUAUGAGCUUGUGUCUGGUGGAACUGACAACCACUUAGUCUUGGUGAAUUUAAAGAGUAAGGGCAUUGAUGGUUCUAGAGUGGAGAAAGUUUUGGAAUCAGUUCAUAUUGCUGCCAAUAAGAACACUGUUCCUGGGGAUGUGUCUGCAAUGGUUCCUGGUGGCAUCCGGAUGGGAACCCCAGCUCUCACAUCCAGGGGAUUCAUUGAGGAGGAUUUUGCAGAAGUUGUCAAAUUUUUUGAUGCUGCAGUGAAAUUGGCUGUGAAGAUCAAGACUGAUACAAAAGGAACAAAGUUGAAGGAUUUUGUGGCAAACAUGCAGUCAGAUGUCCAUAUUCAAUCCGAUAUUGCAAAGCUUCGGCACGAUGUUGAGGAGUAUGCUAAACAAUUUCCAACAAUUGGUUUUGAGAAGGAGACAAUGAAAUACAAGGGAUGAAAAAGCUUGCUCUUGACCCAAGUAAGCAGGUCAUCAAGGACUGGCCGCAAGGCUGUGUUUGGCGAACAGACGUAAUGACGCGAUGCACGCCUCCCUGUUUGGAUGCCUGUGGGAGCUGGUUUGACAUUCUAUCUCCAGAAAGAAAGAGUGAUAUUACUUCACAGAAGAUAAACUUGCCUUGAUUCAUUUUUAACUCAUUCUUGAUUUGCUAGAUUUGUUGUGGUCAUGUAAGAUAUGAAAUUAAGAACCGUACUCUUACCCAUUUGUUUGGAAGCUUAAUUUACUUUCCAAAAUUUCAAUCAA